GUGAGGUCGAUAGCUAGACAUCAGUGCGUCUUCUCAGGUCUUAUUUAUUAUGGGAAAUUGGAGAAGAUAGCCAUUGCCUAAUCCUCCAUUGCCCCACCCAGCAGGAGAGGGGGCAUCGAUUUAUCCUCCAUUGCCCACCCGAGAAGGAGAGGGGGCGCUGGGACUACUACCGUAGGAAGAAGCUAAGUUUGAAACCCGCAUAGACUACAAACCAGACCCAGAACCAAAGCAGAUAGAGAGAGAGAGAGAGAAAAAAAAAAAUAGAGUAACAUCUAUGUCUCUCUGUCUUCCUGUUUUCUAUCCUCCUCACAUCUCCACUCCUUUCCUCCCCCCGCCACUCUCUUCUCUUUCUUCCCGUCUUAAAUCCUUCCAUUCUUUCCUUUAUCACCACCCUCAACCGCCUCCACAUGGACGUCCUACAAUCUAUGCGUUUUUCCAUUACAGAGGGAGUGAAAGGUUGAGACCUGCUCCUCUGGCGAAAAAGCGGCCACAUGGGUUUUUCAGGGCGUCUUCUUGUAGGAGCUUUAGAAGUGAGACAGGUGCAGAGUUUGGGAGGGGGAGUGAAGAAGAAGAAGAAGAAGAUGAGAAUAAUAGUGAUGUGAAAUUAGGGGCAGAGGAGAAUUGGAAAAUUGGGUCUUGUCGUUUGCCUGAUAGAUGGGAUGUCUUGGGUCUUGGACAAGCCAUGGUUGAUUUCUCUGGUGUGGUUGAUGAUGAAUUCUUGGAUAAGCUGGAAUUAGAGAAGGGAACAAGGAAGGUUGUGAAUCAUGAGGAGAGAGGUAGAGUUUUGCAAGCUAUGGAUGGUUGCAGUUAUAAGGCUGCUGCUGGUGGAUCUCUUUCCAACAGCUUAGUUGCCUUGGCUCGGCUUGCUGGUACGCCCAUUGGAGGACCUGCCUUGAAUGUAGCCAUGGUAGGCAGUGUUGGGAGCGAUCCAUUGGGUGGCUUCUACAGGGCAAAACUGCAUCGGGCAAAUGUGCAUUUUCUAUCUGAACCCAUCAAAGAUGGGACAACAGGGACAGUGAUAGUUCUGACAACUCCAGAUGCUCAUCGUACAAUGCUUGCAUAUCAGGGUACAUCUUCAGCUGUUAAUUAUGAUCCAAGCUUAGCCAGCAUAGUGUCAAAGACAAAUAUACUUGUUGUUGAAGGAUACUUAUUUGAACUUCCCGAUACAAUUAAAACAAUAAUAAAAGCAUGUGAGGAAGCACGAAGGUGUGGUGCCCUUGUUGCUGUCACAGCAUCGGAUGUUUCCUGCAUUGAGAGACACUAUGAUGAUUUCUGGGAAAUAUUAGGGAACCUUGCCGACAUUGUUUUUGCAAACAGUGAUGAAGCUAGAGCUUUAUGUCAUUUUGCCUCAAAGGAAAGUCCCAUUUCAGCCACAAGGUAUCUGAGCCAUUUUGUUCCCCUAGUCUCAGUCACAGAUGGGCCGAGAGGCUCCUACAUAGGUGUAAAAGGAGAAGCUGUAUAUAUUCCCCCUUCUCCAUGUGUACCAGUGGACACUUGUGGUGCUGGGGAUGCAUAUGCAUCUGGUAUCUUGUAUGGUAUUUUACGGGGGUUGUCAGAUUUGAGAGGAAUGGGUACAUUGGCAUCUAGGAUUGCAGCUACAGUUGUUGGGCAACAGGGGACCCGGCUUAGAGUUCAAGAUGCAGUUGAUUUAGCAGAAUCAUUCACAUUCCAUUAUGAUAGCUCCACUGUUCGAUCUGAUGUCAGUUCGGAUCAUAUUUCCAGCUUCUAGUCAGUUCCUCUUGGGUCCCUCUACAUUGUUUCCUUUGUUCGUAUCUUUGUAACUGUACAUUCUAUGAUUGUACAUUGGCUAAUUUGGCAAUGAAAUUGCUUAGGCUUUUGAGUAGGUCAGCAGUGUCAUGAAACUUGGUCACAAUUGUAUCAGAAUGCCCAAAUAAGCAUCUUUUCGUGGGAAAUAUCGAUAACACCCUGCUUUGCUUC
Carya illinoinensis is the source of this 1938-nucleotide messenger RNA. RefSeq lists its product as uncharacterized. Bases 275 to 1729 code for a protein of 484 amino acids. Gene Ontology annotation, molecular function: kinase activity. The transcript has 5 exons. The record is from RefSeq and is a predicted model, not a curated record. NCBI's taxonomy places the organism in Eukaryota, Viridiplantae, Streptophyta, Magnoliopsida, Fagales, Juglandaceae.